Molecule: messenger RNA, 3390 nt
Organism: Diaporthe batatas
Lineage: Eukaryota; Fungi; Ascomycota; Sordariomycetes; Diaporthales; Diaporthaceae
Exons: 2
Coding region: 341-2695 (784 amino acids)
Cellular component (GO): cytoskeleton
Source: RefSeq, a predicted model, not a curated record
GGGCCUGGGUGCAGUGGGGGGUGGGGUCGGCCCGAGCGCCACAAGGUGGGUCCUGAUCCAGCCUGCCCGCCUGCCCGCAGAUCUUGGAUCAGUCGCCCUUGCCUUACAUGUAAACAACUCUUGGCAACCCCAGACUUCCUCCUUCCCUCCUCCCCCGACCCACAACGAAUGCAACGUCCGCAGAUCCAUCAACCAGCUUCACUUGUCGCCAUCGCGCUUGCCCUCUUGACCUGUCUGCAUUCUGGCUCGUCCAGUUCAAUCCAUACAUCUAACCGUCGUCUGUACGACCACGCACGCAUCCAAUCCACAUCCAAUCCACAUCCAGCCGCGACUGCCAAAGAUGGCCCCAGACACGCGUGCUCAACGCGAGACGCGUCACAACGCGACUGCGCCUGCCUCAUCAGCGGGUUCUCACGACACCAUCGGCCACACCACAGCCUCCUUUGGCCCUCCCCAGGAGGAUACCAUCGCCUCUGCUCACGAUGACAUCACCCGCAUGUCCUACAUCUCACCUGCUAAUGUCGGGUUUGACCCCACCGCCUCCGUCGCGCCUUACGAGCGCCCCAUGGCACCCACCCCAGGCUUCGACUACUCGCCCUCCCCGGUCAUCGCGCCCGCCCCAGUCAAGGCAGACCACCACAUCCCAGGGCUCCUGAUCACCGACCUCCUUCCAUCCUCACACGCCCCUUCUAGCUGCGACUUCGGCACACCAAAGAACUUCGCCCACACCCCAGUCUUUGGUCCAUCCCCGCCUUUCGUGCCCAAGACACGUGGCCGCGCCGCCUUCCAAGCGCGCUGCGAGACAGCCUCGCCUUCUGAGAGCAGCCUGAGCCGCUUCCUCAGAGGCUUCUCCACCUCCUCCGCAUCGACCAGGCCUUCGCUUCAGCCCGUGGUCCGCACAUCCACUCCCGAGAGCUGCGACGGAGAUGCAGCCGCUGUGGCUCGCGCGUCUGCCCCCAAUCGCCCCAUCACCAAUGAACCCAUUUCCGGCCUCCUUCCCAUCGACACACAUGACCCUACCGCCAAUGAGCAAGCCAACGCUUUCACUGCUUGGUCGCUCUACGCUGUCCCUGGAAAUCUUUUGGCCGACUUCGUCUCCGGGGUCCUCAGAUUCAGCCAGCUCGACCAGGAUGGAAACCCGGUGUUCGUCAAGGACACGGAUACCGAUGCUUCAUCCCAGCAGCAGGCAGCCGACGCCCACAAACAUGUCAAUGCUGUUCACAUUUCCCAGGAGGAGACCCGGAUCUUCGUCUCCAUGGACCAGCUCCGACAGGAAAUUGCCGGGCUGCAGGAGCACGACGAGGCCAUGGAGCGUGAGGCAGACAAGGCGCACCAGGAGAAGGCUAGGCUCGAACUCCAGCUGCAAGAAGCCCGCGGCACCUGUCGCAAGGCGUCAUCCGACAGUGCUAUCGGCUCUGACUCGGACGACGACAUUCGGAAGCGCGCACAGACAGAGAAGCUCAAGCGCAUGCAGAAGCGACUUGACGAGGCUAACAUCCUCGCCAACUCACAACACGUCCACAUCGACUCCCUCACCGCCGAGCGUGAUGAGUUAAUUAAGGAAUGCCGUCUCGCACACGCGCACAAGAAGGUCCUUGACGAUCAGAGCCAGGCUCUCAGGGAGCAAACCCUGGGCCUCCACAAGGAGAACCAGGCCAUGAAGGCACAGAUCCAACAGGCAGGCAACUACUUCAUCAGCAUUGAAAGCGAGAUGAAGCAACUUAUCAGUGAGAAUGAGCGUCUGCGCCAACAACUGCGCCAAAAGGACCAGCAGAACGACUCUUUGCGCAAGACGCGCAAGUCUCAUUCGGACCAAAUUAAGAAUUUGCAAACCGAGCUCGAGGCCACUCGCGCCCAGCUCGGGGACACCAUCAGGGAUACCAAUGUCCUUAUCAGCAAGGACAGAGAGAAUGAUGCCCUCUCGGCAGAAGUCGAGCAACUCAAGGCUGAGCUUGAGGUCACUUGCGGCCAACUCGGAGGUAUCAUCGAUGACAACCGGGUCCUUCGUAACAAGAACAGGGAGAAUGAUGCCCGCUCAGAGCAGAUCGAGAAACUGAAAGCCGAGCUUGAGGCCACUCGCAGCCAACUCGGAGAUACCACCAGGGACAUCCAGGUGCUAGUGCACAAGAACAAAGAGAUCAAGGCCCAGCGCGAUAAGGUCGAGGGCCUUUAUGAGUCUCUGCAGCACGACUACACUGUCAUUCAUCGUAAGCUGCGCGAAGAGUCGACGGUCAACUCUGUUUCCAGCACGCGCAGCGAGGCUCGCUCCCGUCCGCUCCCUGCGAUCCAGAUCAAGCGUUCUGCGGCACCCACCAAGCGCACCACGGCACCCACCAAGCGCGCUGCCGCGCCCGCUGCUACGACUACCGCGGCAUCCACUAAUAAAGCACCCACCGUACGCGCCUCGGGUGGCGCGCUCGACGAGAAUGACCUUACGAUUCGGCCAGCCUAUGAACCAAUCGAAAACUUGAAGAUCUUGAUCGGGACCACCGAGAGUGAGGUGGCGUCGAUGCAGAGGAGUCUUGACAGGAAGAUUGAGGAGAGCAAGGGACUUCUCAGGGGGUACAGCAACCGCGAGUUUGAGCGUCUUCACAAGGAGAAGAUGGCACUGGAGAAGGCCAUUCACCAGAAAACCAAGAUCAUCUACCACCAGUAUGACCUUCUGGAGUUCAUGGAAAAGAAUGGCAGUCUUUGAACAUGGUGCCAACAGAGGCGUUUCUAUCAGAUUUUUGUUUUGUUUUGUUUUGUUUUGUUUCGACGAGGCUUGAUGGUUCGUCACGUUUUCCACCGUCGUCACUGUUGUUCACGGUUGUCCAAGUUUGUCAAGACUGUUUUGUUUGUCGGUUUUCACAGGAGUCACAGGGAUGCAAGAUAUGGGUCUGUUUGUCAGGUUUCACGGUCAAAGGGAUACAGGAUAUGAUACCCCCACUGCAUAGGCAUGGCGUCACGCAUUUCUAGGUCAGAGCACUUGAGCAUAUUUAGGGGCGAGGGUAAUAGAAUGGCUUAACAAACAAGCUCCAUGACCGACAAUCUGCCACGUGACAACACACUGCAUAGUAACUCGGUCUGGACGUGCCACACCCAAGACCUGCGGAAUUUUCAAGUCAAAAGCCGAGAGAGGACGGAAUAGACACAUAGCUACCACCCCGGCCUUGAGCUCUGUCUCCCAUCUCUUACCAUUGUUAUUAUGCCCUGGAGUUUCCGGCAUCCUUCAUGGCCAGGACGAGAAUAGGCUCAAUAGGCUCCGGGGAGAGAGCUCUUCGUAAUGUCGGAAUGUCGGAGACACAGGGAUUCGCUGAAUAGUUAGUUGUGCAUAAGAGGGGUGGGCAAUGGGCCCAACGUGUUGUUCCAGAUUGCAAAGUGAAGUUUAUAUGAGAAGCUGGACUUUAC